GAUCUUCGUCCUUUGUCACAUCGCUCAAGCAAACCAAGGUCCCAAGCCUUUCUCCCUUCUUCAAAAUGCCGGUUUCUCGUGCUGCGAUCCUCUCCCUGCUCACUGCGGUCACUGCGACCACUAUCACCACCAGUGAGCCAUCUCUGUCUGACAUCAAGGCCGCUGCUGCCACCACCACCCCGCUUUCCCCCGUCUCCGAUGUCAAGGGCGUGGCUUUUGAUCGGUUCUACCAGAUCUGGUUAGAGAAUGUGGACUACAGCUCUGCGGCUGGGGACUCGAACCAGCAAUGGCUCGCCAGCAAGGGUAUCGUGUUGAGCAACUACUAUGCCGCGGGACAUCCCUCCGAGCCCAACUACUGUGCUGCUGCCAGUGGUGAUAACUAUGGCAUGGACAACGAUAAUUUCCAUCAGAUCCCUGAGGAUGUGUAUACCGUUGCCCAUCUCCUGGAUACCAAGGGGAUCUCGUGGGCUGAAUACCAGGAGCAUAUUCCCUAUCCUGGUUUCCAGGGCUUCAACUAUUCCAACCAGGAAACUUAUGCUAAUGACUAUGUGCGCAAGCACAACCCUCUGAUGCUGUUCAACUCAAUCACCAACAACGAUACUGCCACUCGUCAGAUCAAGACCUUUACCGAUUUUACGAAUGAUAUCAAGAACAAGACCCUUCCUCAGUGGGCCUUCAUUACCCCUAACAUGACCAACGAUGCCCAUGAUACCAACAUUACCUACGGCUCCACCUGGCUGCGCAGCUUCGUGUCCGAGUUGAUGGAAGACAGCUAUGUCUGGAAUAACACCCUCAUGCUGCUGACCUUCGACGAAACUGAGGACUACUUUGUGCGCAACCGCAUUUUUAGCGUCCUCCUUGGUGGUGCCGUUCCCGACGACCUCGUUGGAACUACUGAUGAUACCGUAUACACCCACUACUCGACCAUUGCCACUGUGUCUGCCAACUGGGGCCUGCCUUCCCUUGGACGUUGGGACUGCGGUGCAAACAUCCUGGAGCUUGUUGCUAACAAGACUGGAUACACCAACUAUGACGUCGAUGCCUCCAAGCUCUACAUUAACGAAUCCCUGCCCGGCCCUCUGUCCGUGAAGGAUUACUCUGUUUACCGGUCCUCCUGGCCCGUCCCCACCACCAACGAGACCUGCUCGGCUGGACACGGCAUUCUUCAAAAGGUCAUCGAUACUUUCAAGGGUCAGACACCUACCUACAACUACACCGCCCCCUUCCCCUAUGAUGCCACUGCUGGCCUCGAUCUGGGUGUGUCCUACACCAAGAACGGAAAGACCUAUGUCUCCGGUGUGAACUCCACCAAGACCACCACCGGCUCCGGGUCCUCCACCACCACCUCCUCCUCUUCUUCCACCACCAGCAAGGGUGCUGCCGCUCAGCUCGCUUCCAAUGUUGGCGGUGGUUUGGUCGCCCUUCUGCUGACCAGCCUGCUUGCUCUGUAAUUAUAGAAUAGUGUAUAUUCGAAGUUGUUUUCGGUAAUGGAAUGAUAUGGUAAAUAUCUAUUAUAAAACAAAUAUGAAAAGAAACUGUAGGG
This is a messenger RNA of Aspergillus ochraceoroseus IBT 24754, 1543 nucleotides long. RefSeq lists its product as uncharacterized. The transcript has 2 exons. Lineage: Eukaryota; Fungi; Ascomycota; Eurotiomycetes; Eurotiales; Aspergillaceae. The coding region runs from base 66 to 1451 and encodes 461 amino acids. Gene Ontology annotation, biological process: phospholipid catabolic process. The record is from RefSeq and is a predicted model, not a curated record. Gene Ontology annotation, molecular function: hydrolase activity, acting on ester bonds.